Messenger RNA from Halteromyces radiatus, 2889 nucleotides. RefSeq names its product P-loop containing nucleoside triphosphate hydrolase protein. Lineage: Eukaryota; Fungi; Mucoromycota; Mucoromycetes; Mucorales; Cunninghamellaceae. The transcript is spliced from 9 exons. The record is from RefSeq and is a predicted model, not a curated record. Gene Ontology annotation, cellular component: myosin complex; cytoplasm; actin cytoskeleton. Gene Ontology annotation, molecular function: actin filament binding; microfilament motor activity; ATP binding. Gene Ontology annotation, biological process: vesicle transport along actin filament; actin filament organization. The coding region runs from base 1 to 2889 and encodes 962 amino acids.
AUGCCACCACAUAUCUAUACUGUAGCCGAUCAAGCUUACCAUGACAUGCUUCAGGACAAGGAAAAUCAAUCUAUAUUGAUCACUGGGGAAUCAGGGGCCGGAAAAACAGAAAAUACCAAAAUAGUGAUACAAUAUUUGACAGCUGUUGCGAAUACAAAAAAAGACAACAAAUUAGAACAACAAAUUUUACAGGCAAAUCCAAUCUUGGAAGCUUUCGGGAAUGCUCAAACGAUUAGAAACAAUAAUUCAUCACGUUUUGGUAAAUUUAUUCGUAUAGAAUUUAAUAUGCAAGCUCAAAUCGCUGGUGCUAACAUUGAAUGGUAUCUACUCGAAAAAUCACGCGUCCAUCAACAAUCUCCAAAAGAACGAAACUAUCAUAUAUUUUAUCAACUGCUGAAUGCUGAUGAAUCUAUCAAAGAGCAAUUACUUUUAGGAGGUGGUCGACCUUCAGAUUACGGCUUUACAAGAGAUUCCAAUUCCGUGAUUGAAGGUGUCAAUGAUGCUGAUGACUUUAAAACUCUUAUGAAUUCUUUAGAUAUUAUGGGGUUGGAAUAUAAUGACCAAUUGGACUUGUUUCGAAUCAUUGCUGCUGUAUUACAUCUUGGAAAUAUUGUAGUGACUCCUGAUUAUCGAGGUGAUCGUGCGGAUAUUCGUGAUUUUACAUCAGUAGAACGUGUCUGUCACUUGCUUGGCAUUCCUGCUCAAGAUUUUAAAAACAGUCUACUGUCUCCUCGUAUCAAGGCUGGACGUGAUUGGGUUAAUCAAUCAAAAUCUCCUUCUCAAGUGAAAGCAAGUUUGGAAGCUUUAGCAAAAACCCUUUAUGAACGAAAUUUUGCGAGUCUUGUGGAACGUGUCAAUCAUGCGAUCGAUGGCAAGAAAUCAUCAGACAAGUUGGGUUUUAUUGGUGUCUUGGAUAUCGCUGGUUUUGAAAUCUUCGAGGUCAAUAGUUUUGAACAACUUUGUAUCAAUUAUACAAAUGAAAAACUUCAACAAUUUUUCAAUCACAAUAUGUUUGUUUUGGAACAAGAAGAAUACCAAAAAGAAAAAAUCAAUUGGUCUUAUAUUGACUUUGGCCUGGAUUUACAGCCAACAAUUGAUUUGAUUGAAAAGACUAAUCCUAUUGGUAUAUUAUCUUGCCUUGAAGAAGAAUGUGUGGCUCCUCGUGGAAAUGACAACCGAUUUUUGGAAAAACUAAGCAAGAUUUGGGAUAAUGGUGAAGCUGAUUCAAAGUACAAAAGCACCCGAUUCAAGGAUGGAUUUAUUGUGAAACAUUAUGCUGGUAAUGUUGAAUAUUCGACAACUGGUUGGAUCGAUAAGAACAAGGACCCUUUGAAUGAAGAUAUCACCCGAUUAUUGGCUCGUUCAAACCAGCGACACGUAGCUGGCCUUUUUGAAGAUUACCUUGGUGAUUCUAAUGUUGACAAAGACAUGUCAUCUUCCUCAUCACUCUCUUUAUUCAAAUUACGUAAAGGUGGCGGCUCUUUCCGAACAGUUGGACAACGACACAAACAACAGCUCCUCUCUUUGAUGAAUACCUUGUACAUGACACAUCCUCACUUUGUUCGAUGUAUCCUUCCUAACAACCGAAAACAUUCUGGUGAAAUUCAGCCAAAUCUCGUCUUGGAUCAGCUUCGUUGUAACGGUGUAUUGGAAGGCAUUCGUAUUUGCAGAAAAGGUUAUCCAAAUCGACUUACUUUUGCCGACUUUAGAAAACGAUAUGAAAUUCUAUGCCCCAACGUUUUGAAGCCAAAUCAAUUCAUCGAUGGUCGAAGUGCUUGUCAACUACUACUCGAUCAGAUGGAAUUGGAACCUGAAAAAUAUCGAAUUGGAACAACAAAGAUCUUCUUCAAAGCCACAGUGUUAGCCGAAUUAGAAGAAGUCAGAGAUAAACGAUUAGGGGAUUAUAUCACCGAUUUUCAAGCCUAUUGUCGAAGAUUUAUUGCCCGUCGUCACCUUACAAGAUUCGCCAGACAAACUGAAGCAAUCAAAGUUAUGCAACGUAACGCUCGUAUUUAUGUUACUCUUCGUGAAUGGCCUUGGUGGAAAAUGUAUGCCAUGUUAAAGCCUCUCAGUGAAUUCUACGAAACCGAUGCUCUCCUCAAAAAACAAGAAAAGCAAAUCGAAGAAAUGAAAGAACAAUUGGAAGCGCAACAGCAACAAAUCAAUCUUCUCACCGGCCGAAACAAACAAUUAGAAUUGGAACAAGAAGAAUACAAGGCACUUUUGGAAAGCGAACAAUCUAUAUCAAGGGAUUUACAGGAUAGCAAACAAAGCCUUUUAGAAGAAGUGACGAAUGUGGAAGAACGCAACGAGGAACUUGUGGUAGCAUUGGAUGAAGCACGGGAUCAAAUCGACUCUCUGAAAAGCCAACUGGAAAUCUGUCAACAAGAAAACAUUGCUCAAGGGACUAUGAUUGCUACUUUACAUCAAGAUAUUCGUGAUUGUAGUGAUGAUAACGAUAAAUUGGCUGCAGAAUGCGAAAAAUGGACCUCAGACUAUGCAAGUUUACAAGAAAGUGAACAAGCUUUGAAGGAUCAAGUUAUGGAAAAAAAUCAGCAAUUGUCUGCCUUGAAAGAUGAACAUAAGAUACUGUUAGAAGAUCAUCAAAAGGAUACUUCAGAUACACAACUCAAACUAACAGCAUUACAAGAAGCAUUGUCCAAUUGCAAAGCAGAAUUAGAAAAUGAAACCAAAGCCAGACAACAUGUGGAACAACGAUGUAAUGAAUUAGAAGAUCAGUUGGACAGUAUAAGGAAAACUCUUGACAUGGAAUCAACACAACGGCAAGAAUGGCAGAUGAAGAAUCAAACUUUACAAGUUGACUGGGAAGAUCUGACCAAACUGGUGAGAUCAGAGGCUGAAGAAACGAGAUCACGAGCUGCAAGGUAA